AUGCCUUAUUCUAAAGUUAAACAGUUGGGCAUUAUCUUCAAGGACCUGCCCUUGGAUUUACAGCCAGAAAUUAGCCUAUUUCCAAAAAACCCAACACUUUAUGGUAGUGGUCAGAGAAGAAAAUUGUGGUUGACCUGUCAUGAGUGGUCUCUCACUAUUUCUCUCUCUACUGCUACAACUGACACCACUAUUUCCACUUCCCAUACCGCAAAUGCCACUUCCCACAACACAACUUCCACUUCCCACAACACAACUUCCACUUCCCAAACCGCAAGUGCCACUUCCCACACCACAACGUCCACUUCUCAUACUGCAAAUGCCACUUCCCACACCACAACUUCCACUUCCCUCACCACUACUGCCACUUCCCUCACUACAAAUGUCACAUCCCUCAACCCAACUGUCACUUCCCACACCUCUAUAGUCCCCCCCCCGUAUCUCUAGCAUCACUCCUUACACAACUACUGCUACACCCCCUGUCUCUACUACCACACCCUGCACCACUACUACUACACCCAGCACCACGACUACUACACCCCGCGCCAUGACUACUACACCCCGCACCACUACUACUACACCUUGUGCCACUACUACUACACCCCGCACCACUACUGCUACACCCUGCAUCACUUAUGAUAGGCGCUGCAUCAUCACUGCUACACCCCUUAUCACUACUGCCACGCCUUGCACCACUUCUGCUAACCCCCACACCACUACUGUUCCUGUUAGCAUUCCGUCAGCUUCCCUGUCUAGUCUUAAACAGCGCAGCACUUCGUGUCCUUCCGGCGUUGUUGUCUCCAAGGGUAAGCAAUUAUGUCAACUGACACUGGGUUUGUGUGGAGUGUCUGUUGUAUUAAUCUCUUUACAAAGACAUAAAGUUCCGUAAUAAUAUUAUUCAUCCGGGAACUGAACAUUGCAUGAUUACAUUAAGUUAUUAUAAUUGGAUGUCAUUAAGACCCAUAAGUUAUUGGCGGUUCUUUGUUUGACUGUUGUGCUACAUCAAGUAUAGUUCUUAUUCGCCCACACAAGGUUUAAAAUGUUACAGUGAAAAGUGAUUGUUGCUGAAACAUAGAGAUGAAUAUGUGCCUGAUAGUGGUGCUAUGAAUAUACUCUUGUUGUUGCCCAGUUUAUUUGCGAAGCGCACUUCUCCUAAGGCCAUUACUAACUUGAGUGAUUACCCAAACUAGAACGUGCAGGUGAGCUUUAAAUGGGCUAACUUUUAUUUUUUACUUUACCGGUAAUUUUUUUCAGUUUAUAGCUAAUUAUCCUGGUAAUGAAGUUACAAGUAGUUAGCCAUCUCAUGUUUUUUUUAUCUAUGCAGAUACUGAAUUUGGGAUGCUUCUUCCAAGCACCAAUCGAAUAGUUCAUGCUGUGUGCGUGCUUUCAGCACAGACUGAGAUCCAUGGCCACGCAGUUGCCCGUGGCAAUGUUGUGGUGGAAGUGCAUAAAGUGCUCUCGCCUGGCGUAUGUCCACUGAUUCGCAGCCCAUUCGACGAGGACAAAGACGUGUGCGUUGGGGGUUUCAUGAAUGGCCCUGCAAUCAACUGA
Molecule: messenger RNA, 1548 nt
Organism: Porites lobata
Lineage: Eukaryota; Metazoa; Cnidaria; Anthozoa; Scleractinia; Poritidae
Source: the annotation of a GenBank genome assembly